Molecule: messenger RNA, 1210 nt
Organism: Epinephelus lanceolatus (giant grouper)
Lineage: Eukaryota; Metazoa; Chordata; Actinopteri; Perciformes; Serranidae
Gene: surf1
Product: SURF1 cytochrome c oxidase assembly factor
Biological process (GO): mitochondrial respiratory chain complex IV assembly
Cellular component (GO): membrane; mitochondrion
Source: RefSeq, a predicted model, not a curated record
CGGGGCGUCACUAAACCGGAUGUAGUAACACCAGAAGAAGUCCCCCGGUUGAGCAGUUAUGUAGCUGUCAUGUACUCGGUGGAUUAUCUAACUUUUACCUUUUCAUUAAUGUUUUGACUCAACAUGGCUGCUCUGAAAUCAGCGCUGGCUUAUUCCACCAGGGUGCUAACGACACUCAAAAAACAGACGCAUGUCGUUUACAUCAAGAGGACUCUCCUCCUGACCAGACUGCCACUCUUCAAAGGUGCUAAAGGCAAGUUCAUCACCUUCGGGCGACAGUCCAGCUCCACAGCAGCCGGAGCAGAGAGUGGAGAAGACUCCUUCCUCAAAUGGUUCCUGCUGCUCAUCCCCUUCACCACCUUUGGCCUGGGUACAUGGCAGGUGAAACGGCGUCAGUGGAAGAUACAGCUGAUUAAUGAGCUGAAAGGACUCACUACUGCAGAGCCCAUUCCUCUCCCUCUUGAUCCUCUUGAGCUGAAUAGCCUCGAGUACAGAAGGGUCAAAGUGCGCGGAUGGUAUGACCACUCAAAGGAGCUGUACGUUCUGCCCCGCUCACCAGUCGACCCAGAGAAAGAGGCCAGAGAGGCGGGCAGGUUGUCUUCAAGUGGAGAGACCGGCGCAAAUGUCAUCACUCCAUUCCACUGUACUGACCUGGGCAUCACAAUCCUGGUGAACAGAGGAUACGUGCCUAAGCAGAAGAUAAGACCAGAGACCAGGACGAAGGGGCAGGUGGAGGGGGAGAUGGAUGUGGUCGGGAUAGUUCGGCUGACGGAGACUCGUAAACCCUUUGUGCCCAACAAUGACGUGGAAAGAAACCGCUGGCAUUUCCGUGACCUGGAGGCCAUGGCCAGUGUCACAGGAGCUGAGCCCAUCUUCAUUGAUGCAGACUUCGGGAGCACCAUUCCUGGUGGACCAAUAGGUGGACAGACCAGAGUCACACUCAGGAACGAACACAUGCAGUAUAUAAUUACAUGGUAUGGCUUGUGUGUAGCGACGACCUACAUGUGGUAUGCAAAGUUCAUCAAGAAGAUUAAAUUGUGAUGAUUAAAUGCAGUGAACUUAUAUCACAAAUGAAGACUGAUAUGUUGUAAUCCUGAUGUACAUGAUUUGUGCUGUAUGAGCUCAUCUGCUGCAUACAUCCAGACAAAUGUAAAUAGUUGUGGAUUAUUCUUCUUAAACAUGUAUGAGAAUAAAUUACUGGCCUAAUUAA